CACUGAUAGAACCAAGUUUACUUGCAGUAGGAUUUUUUUAUUAAUUAUAUUAAUUUCUAUAAUUAUUAGUACAAAACGAAUAACAAUUACUUUUAGUCGAUUAAAAGAACAAAACUUGACUACGAUUUAGUAACAUUUGCACAACUCUAAAUAAUUUUUGUUGGCAGGUUGGUUGCAUUUGUUUUUUAUUCGCGACUUCGCGUUCUAUUUUUGUGUGUGACGGUUCCGUCCGGCGGAGAAGGAUUUUAUUUUGCAAAUAAUUUUGAUGGUUUUCGUUUAGAUCAUCGAAAUCCCUGCAGAAGUUCUCCCGAUUGCGGUAAAUAAUCAAAAUGCAGAACGGAGACGGUACGCCAACCGCCGCGGAUAACACCAAGAAAACGGUGCCGGAGGAGGUUACGAAGCAUUCGUUCCGGUUGAAGGUAUGGCGUCAUUUGGAGUCCAAUGGACUGGCGAUGUUCCCAAGGCCGGUCUACAACAGGAUCCCCAACUUCAAGGGCGCCCCGGAGGCCGCAGCCAAGUUGGCUGAACUGGACGUGUUCAAGAAUGCUAGCACCGUGAAAGUCAACCCCGAUAAGCCGCAGGAGGCUCAACAGAAGACCCUCUACGUGCCGGUGCCUCGUCUGCAGAAAGGGUUCCUAAACCGGCUGGAGCUGCCUGAAGGAGAGACUGGCCCAGCAGCCAUCAGGAAGGCCGUCUCGCGCAACGGAAUGGAGUCCUAUGGAAAACCUAUUGGCAUAGAAGACUCCGUUUCGCUUGAUUUGGUCGUAAUGGGAUCAGUAGCUGUGUCCAAAGAAGGAUAUCGCAUUGGCAAGGGCCGAGGCUAUGGCGACCUGGAGUUCGGUCUGAUGAUGCACAUGAAAGCCAUCAAGCCAAACACACUGGUUGCCACCACUGUGCACGAUUGCCAGGUGUUCGACACACUGCCGGCAGAAUUGUUCGGACCGCAUGAUGUCCCGAUUGAUAUCAUUGUCACACCAACUCAGCGACCGGUCGGUAUUCUGUGGCAUCUAUUGUCCAACCGUCGCCUCGAGCUCAUGCCCAUACUUGGACAACUGCGUGAGAUUGAAAUGCUUGCAGGACGUGCGUGUCCCCUGAAGGAAGUGGACACAGACGUCGAGGAGCGCGCCGCUCAGCGCCCACGCCGUCUGAGACACCGCACUCGCUCGCACAAGAGCCAUAGCGAGGGAGAGGGUAACACAACAGAGGGCGAGGAAGGCAAGGGCGGCGGUAAAGCGCGUCGGUCCACGCGUCGGCGUAACAGUCAAAAGUCUGCCAGCAAGGACAAGGACGAGAAACCACGUCGUCCCAAAAGACAACGUCCUGACAUCGACUUUUCUGUUAAGAUUUCUAACAUAAGUCCCAAUACAAGAGUGCGCGAUCUGAAACAGGCGCUUUCUGAACGCGGAGUCAAGCCACAGAUCAUGGUUUGGAAGGGAUUCCGUGGCUUCUGUUAUCUACACUUCUUCAAGCCAAGCCCACAAAAGGGCGAGGGUGACAGUGGGUCCAGUGUGAGCAUGGAGAGCGUGCUGGCGGCGCUGGCGCAGAUGUCGCUGGGCGGCAGCGGCGGCGCGGCGGGCGGCGGUGCGGCCGCGGGGGGCGCCGCCGACGAGCCGCGCGACGACAAGCCGCGUCUGCUCUGUGUCGAGCCCGCGCCGCCCAGGCACGAGAAGCCGCAGGCUGAGCAAUUUGUGGUGAACAUGGUCUCCCAAUUGGAGAGCUGCGAUGAAGUAAGCGAAGCAUACGUGGACACUUCUGGAGUAGUUGUAGGCCGGUACAAUGAAACCAUAGCUUAUAUGCGUGGCAACGUUAACUUCUUGAUGGACGUUGGAGCUAAUACUAUGGUAGAAAUUACACUAUACAAAGAAGCGUCUGGUAAAUACGAAUUAAUGUAUUCACACGAGAUCUGUGACCUCUGUGCCGAAGUAGCGAAAGGCGAAGAUAGUGAUUACGUCUCCUAUAUGAAGUACUUUGGCAUACCUGACGAAUGUCCUUUUAGUGCGGGCGAGUAUCCUAUCCUGGAGUUCAUAGUGGACACGGACGAUUUGCCAGUUAACAGCAACACGGUAGGAAGAUACCAGGCUUACUUGAAUCUUUACGAAAACAUUGAAAAAGAUUGCAAGUCUUCGAAAAUAUUUAUGUUCUGUCUCUCUCUUAAGUUAAUCAUUGAAGCUGAUUAGAUCGUUGAUACAAAUACCUAUAUCAGCUCGGUAAGUGGAAUACUAAAAUGUUAACUCUAAAAUCUCUAAAUUAUGUUGUAUUCUCAAGAUUUUGGACUGUAAUAAAUUGUGACGUCAAUUUCUAUUGAA
Molecule: messenger RNA, 2306 nt
Organism: Spodoptera littoralis (African cotton leafworm)
Lineage: Eukaryota; Metazoa; Arthropoda; Insecta; Lepidoptera; Noctuidae
Source: the annotation of a GenBank genome assembly